This is a messenger RNA of Pundamilia nyererei, 811 nucleotides long. RefSeq lists its product as uncharacterized. NCBI's taxonomy places the organism in Eukaryota, Metazoa, Chordata, Actinopteri, Cichliformes, Cichlidae. The transcript has 5 exons. The record is from RefSeq and is a predicted model, not a curated record. The annotation marks the transcript as partial.
CCGGUAUAUUCAAACGAACGCGCUGAUUCAGCGAGUGGGGGCGGAGCUACUUCUAGGCUCUGUUUGGUGCUUGAACAGCGAAGCGUCGGAUUGAGAGCGAUUAUCUUCGUUACGUUUAGAUGUUAACAAACCCCCAGGUAAAGAAAAAAAAUGAGACUUAGGUCUCAGAAAACUGUUGCUGCUUGUCCAGAGACACCGAGGCGCUCCCGUCGACGGUCUAACGGAAAAAGGAGUCGAUCGCGCCUGUCGGGGUCGGAGAUUGAAAGUCCGCUUCAAAGCAAGGAUGAAGAGACUGUGAAUAAAGACUCAGAGGAUGAAGUUCCCACUAUGGUGAGGCGACCGCUGCCUCGUGGCCGGGCGAGAAAGAGGGCUAUUGCUGUGAAUGACCAAGAAUCAGAUUUGACCUUCAAGACUCCAGUCCGUCCCAUCAUGCACCACGAGCGCAUACUGUCAGAGAUCGACCCUGUGACUCCGCGUAACGCGACAACAGCUAGAAACAUCUACUCACCCAUUGUGCGUUUCCUCACACCCAGCAAAGAAAAUUUGAAGUACGCAGGAACGGGGACCAGUGUACUGAUGAGCCCAGAACACGGUGUGUUCGGUUGUGGCUCCAUUGACCUUCUGGGUGGAGACGAGGACGAUGACAUCUUUGAUCCCUUUACGUUCAUCAAGAACAUGCCGUCGCGGUCCCAGCAUUCUAGACCUGCUCUUCUAGAUAUUCCCCCGAAGACCAGAAGCACCCCAGAGGGAACACUGGUGGUCGAUCUGGUGAGUUUUAUCCUCCCUGGCCUCCUGCUCGCUGCACACAUAU